Molecule: messenger RNA, 1902 nt
Organism: Fusarium proliferatum ET1
Lineage: Eukaryota; Fungi; Ascomycota; Sordariomycetes; Hypocreales; Nectriaceae
Exons: 1
Coding region: 1-1902 (633 amino acids)
Source: RefSeq, a predicted model, not a curated record
AUGCCGAUCUGCCCGAUCUCCCUCAUCGCAUUGGGUGCCACGCUGUUGGCACCUACUGUUUCAGGACAGUACUCGCCUCAUUUUCCAGAACCCCCCAACCCGGAGUCCAUCGAGGUUGUCGAGCUCCCUUUGCCUCCUGUCGUUUCAAUCAAUGCUACAGGAGCUUGUACCGCCAAAAUCAACCCCCGAGGAACUGGCUGUAUCGGUGUAGAUACUGGAGGAGAGCAGGACUUCCAGUCAGGAGACUUCACGCCUGAUGGGAAGCACAUCGUGGCCAAUGUGGUCUUCAUCGGUGCCCCUGCAGCUCCAGACCCUGCGAGCAUAUAUGACGGCGAGCAUUUGAUCCUUAUCACCACUGAUGGUACCAACUUUCCUAACGGUGAUCCAUGGAAGUGUAUCACUUGUGGUGUCCCGUCAAAGAAUGCUCCUUGGCUCGAUCCCCAGAGAGACUAUCCUCAUGUCUUUCGAAGCGGUGAUAAGGCGCUGUGGGGUCAUAACAUCAUCUCCUGUGGCGGACAUUCGUUGGCUAGUGAUGGUUGUACUCCGAACAACACUCACAUCUAUCCAAUUCACUGGACAGUGACCGCUGAUGGGAGUGGGAAAGGCGGUUCUCCUCGAGAGAUGCGCCUCCAUCCCGACGAUGAGCACAUGGGCUGGAGCUCCUUCACUAAUACUGGAGGCCAGUAUACUUACUUUGGCCGGCUGGAGUUUAAUGCCGAUCCAAAGGCUGGGGAGCCUCUUGUUCCUCGAUACGACUUGGUUGAUGUGAACAUUCUCGUCGACAAAAAUGGCAAACCUCCCAUGUACGUCGAAGGCGAGAAAUUAACUAUCAACCAUGAUGCGAUUACUUCCGGCGAGCUACGUGGCUUCAGUGGCUCGGGCGAUGAGAUUCUGUACAUCGGAUCACCCGUGGAAGCCAACAACAUCGAUGUCAUGGCCGUCCAUCUUACCACUGGUGCUAUCCGACGCCUCACUAGUCAUCCCGAUUACACUGACCCAAUUACCAUGUCUCACGAUAAUCAGUGGAUUGUUGCUAUGGACACGCGUGUUGUAGGUCGCCAGAUGUUCAUGUCUGGUAUGAGAUGGAUCCCUCCUAUUAUCGAUUACCUCGUUGUUGCCAUCGCUUCUUCAACGCGCAAUAACGGGCCACGAAGAUUCUUUCAGCCGAUCCUCAUCAGUCAUGACGGAGAUAGUGGAAACUAUUUUGGUCAGCAGGUUAAUGCGGACGGCGACGGAAGCGAUGGGAGCGUCAAUGAUCCCAACUGGAAUGGCAGAGCUGACCCCGCUGUGUCUCCUGACAGCACAAUGAUUGCAUACUGGCAAGCUCUUGUGGUCUCUCCUUCUUGCGGCGGUACCAAUCCGCUCCCGUGCCCAGUUUCUACUGCCCAAGGAGGCCGUAACUACCGAGUCAUGCUUGCCCGUCGUACCUCUUUGAAGCCUUCCAAGCCAGCACCUGUCUUUAAAGCUCCCGACUUUAUCCCUUGGGCGAAACCGUUUCCUGCUGGUAGUACAUCACCAAAGCAGUAUGAGAUCCCAGCCGGUAACUAUACACUAGAGGGUCAACUGUCAGGCAUUGCCGAGGUUUCAUUCAUUGAAGACCCCGACACUGGGGUCAUCCAAACUAUCUCGGCUUCCUACAGUAACUAUUCCGAUCACACAGGCUACAUCAUUGACGGGUAUGAGAAGGUUUCUAAGUGGAAGUUACUUCCUAAUGUCUGGAAAGACCGAGUGGAAUGGUUCUCCAACAUCACGCAAACUGGAGUCGUGGACGGUACUAAGGUCACAAGUGAGGACGGGUUUGAGCUUGAGAUUGAUGUUUCGGUGAAUAUCAUGGAGACGAACGGAACAUUGACAACGAUCCUCAAUGGGAUCGAGUACGUGCAACCUGCUGCUGGAACCUAA